AUGAGGCCCUUGAGUUGGCAGCCUUUACCCUCUCGGCCAUUUUAUUUUGCCUCAAAAUUAUCCGGUGUUGGCGAAAAUGGACAAUCUUCUAAUGGUCAACGCAUGCCUUGUUUUCAUUCAAGACCAUACAGUUCAGAUGAUAACGCUGAAAUGAAGCUUCAAGAUAUUCUAAGGCAAUCUGUGGAAAAGAAGGACAAAUUGCGAUACCCUGAAUUUGAUGAUCACAAAGGACAACAAAAGAAGCUUGGUUUAAAAGACUUGAUAAAUGAACUGAAAGGCGAUUUUGACACCGAAAGUCAUAGCAAGAAUAUCAAAGUAGAAGCUGCUAUUGACCCUGAUUUCGAGAGAAAAUCCUUGGAAGUUUCUAAAACAUCAAUCUUCGAAUCGAAGAGCUUGUCAUUCAAAACUGAUCCUUGGCUCAGAGUAAAAGCUUUACAGAAGCACUCCAAAGAGAGUGACAUUCUAAAAGGUCCAGCCAAAAAGGGUAGCACCAUUUUAGAUGUAAAUAUUGACAAUGAUAAAAAUACUGGUAAUUCGGAAACAGAUUUAGUCAGCCAGAUACACAAAAAAGGAAGGGACCAAAUAAUACCAGAUGAAACAGAAGUUGGAGGACUACUUGCAGCAUUGAUUGAUGGCAAAAUGGACGAAAGUAAUGUCAAAGAAGUAAUGGCAAAUAUGAAGCCAACUCCAGACAAAAGGUUUCUUUUAGGUACAUCAACAAGAAGGGGAGAAAAAUUUGGCAAAAAAUUUCAAAUGGCAAAAGAUAGUGGCAGUUACCUUGAUGGCACCAGGAAACCCCAAAUGUUUUCAAAUAAAAUGAGAUUGUUCAGUGGUGUGAGAUCCCACUACCUUGAUGGUCUUUUUAGUAUACCUAGCAUUGCGAAGGACAGGAACUUUAUAUCUAUCCAUGAAACUAAAUGGCAAAGGGAAGUCAAAGACUCAGUUCCAAAGCUAGGGCCAAGUGAUGGGUUUGAAGCAAUCAUGCUCAAUUCAGAAAAAAUGUGGAAAUUUCCAGUUGAUAAUGAAGAGGGCCUUGAUGAAAAAGAAAAUUCAAACUUUGAAGAUCACGUUUUUCUUGACCAUUAUCUAGAUUUGUUUCCUGAGAAAGGACAAAUAAGAAAAUUUAUGGAAUUGGUUAUAACAGGUUUGCAACAAAACCCAUUUUGUACUGUUGAGCAGAAAAUUGAACAAAUCAACUGGUUUAAAACUUAUUUUGACAAAUUUGGAGAAGUAGAUCUUGAGUUUUGA
Molecule: messenger RNA, 1248 nt
Organism: Rhopilema esculentum
Lineage: Eukaryota; Metazoa; Cnidaria; Scyphozoa; Rhizostomeae; Rhizostomatidae
Cellular component (GO): mitochondrial small ribosomal subunit
Molecular function (GO): structural constituent of ribosome
Source: RefSeq, a predicted model, not a curated record